Messenger RNA from Magnusiomyces paraingens, 4305 nucleotides. RefSeq lists its product as uncharacterized. NCBI's taxonomy places the organism in Eukaryota, Fungi, Ascomycota, Dipodascomycetes, Dipodascales, Dipodascaceae. Bases 1 to 4305 code for a protein of 1434 amino acids. The record is from RefSeq and is a predicted model, not a curated record. The transcript has a single exon.
AUGUCUGACCAAGAAACCCCUACCCGCUCUCCAAAACGCCGGGGCUCUGGCGCUCUUGACACCCUCAAGAAUGCUCUGUCCAUGUCCCCAUCUUCUCGCCAAAAACUGUCCCUGGCCCAACUUCCAACUGGCCCAACAACAUCCGAACAAGUAUCACAAAAACAACAACAACAGGAUCAUCUUCAACUAGAAGACUACCAGUCAUCUUUUGAAAACUUUGAAUCCAUGAGAAUGUCUCCGGGAAGCCCUCAUAUGGCUCCUAUUAAUACCAACAUUCCUGUAGCUGCAUCGCCGCCAAUUAAAACCCCUGUGUCGGCCACCUCCUCACCUUCCAAGUCCCAUAUUUACCCCGAGUAUUCCACCUCUCCUUCCAAAUCAAUAAAAAGCGCAACAAGCCAAUACCACACCUCACCCUCUGCUGCUGCCGCUGCUCUGGCUUCUUCCUCUAACGCCCAUGUCAAGUCUGGACGCAUCCGGAUCGUCGAUUCCCCAGCAGUUAUGCCCGCUGUUCCAAUGGUAGUUGGGUCUGCAGCCACCGUGGUCCCCUAUGUCGCUUCUGAGGAUAGCGGUGAUGAUGAGGCCGAAAUCAGUGGCAUCUCUGCUGCCGAUUUAAAUGACAACAACGCUGCAGAACACAGUUAUUAUAAUUUCCAAGCUCACGAUGCGGUGGCUGCUCAAAGUGCUCAGUACUACUACGGAGACGAAACUAGUUCUGCAGCAAAAAAUGGAAUGACUUUUUCUCCAUCUCAAGACAGCAUUUCCUCUAAUUUUUCUGAUGUGAUUGAAAGCUACAAUGAUACUCCAUCAGAUGCACUUUUUCAUUCUCCUACAUACGCAUUGACUCAAGGGAAUUCAGCAGCAAUUGCUCCCUUUGUGGCUUCUUCUGUUGGGGCAACUACAUUUACUCAUCCGGAUAUGCAACAUUUUGAAAGCGCUGGAACCAUUCAACAUGGUACUCCUAGUGAUUCAUCUUCGUCUUAUGUUCAUGUUGGUAAUGAACGAAGUAAUUCAAUCGAAUCAAGUUUCCAUAACUUGUCUGUUGGAUCGUCUCCAUCCGUUGGAACAAAUACAAACCAAGAAAAGCAGCAGCAGCAGCAACAGCAACAACAAGAGCUUGAGCAUGAGCAUGAGCACGAACACGAGCAUGACGAACUUCUCCCGGAAAGCAACUUAAGGUCAGUUCCAGAUUUACUUGCAGCGCAUAAGCAACGACAAAGCAUGAAUAAUUACCAAAGCAAUAUAGAUUAUGAAUUCCAACAGCACAUGCAACCACAUGAUGAGACAGCUUAUCAUACUGGCCUUGAAUCCCAUGAAGCCUAUGGCGAUCAAGCAUCAUCCAUUAUGUCGGGUGAGACAUCCUCAUUUUAUCCAGAAGACGAGCGCCUCAAUGUACCAAUCCCCGCUCCUGCUACUCCCAAUACCAACCUUUCGCAUGAUCCUCAACACAUUUUACAAAAAUAUCAUCCUAAACAUGGUUCCUUUGCUUCCAGCAUGCACCCCCCAGUACAUGGUGGGGCCGGCCAUUCUUAUUCUGCAUCCACAUCUAGCAGUGUUAGUGGUCGCCGUUACCUUAAUGCCCCAGACCCUAACUCGCCAGCACGUACUUCCAUCAUUUCAACAGCGAGCUCUGCCAUUUUAGAUUCGUCAGGUGGUAUUCCCAAUCUUUCUGAGUCUAGUAAUGUCUCACUCAAUAACCUGAGUAGAAACGGUAGUGGGAGCAGUCACGGUAACAUGCAUAGGAGCCAGGAUAUGGCCAUGUCAGAUCCCAAUGGCAUCAACGACUUACAUCAUGAUAAUAUGAGCAUAUACUCGACGGUCAGUACAGGGACCAUCAAAAAUGGGCUUGCUCAUUCGGCAGGUGAUUUGGUGGAUAAUGAUGUAGUUGUUCCUCCUGGCGGCCAUGUUGCGCCAUUAAACCUGGGCGACGAUGAUCCAAACAAUGCCGGUCAGCAGUUAUUUACAAGAACCAACGAGUUGCUCAUGAAUCGCCAGGCUUCUGGAGGUAAGACUGGUGUUGCCACUGUGAGCGUUGAAGAUAAAUUCAAAAAUGAGCAUAUUCGUGCGCCUGUUAUUAUUGACGACAUAACAGGAGAUCCAUUAGUUUUCUAUCCAGCUCCAAUUCCUGUGCAGCUCAAGCUUCCGCCCCUGUUGUCAAAGCGCAACCAAGAGCUUCGUGCUGCAGCCAUGCUUAAGGCCCGUCAAGGUGAUCGCAUGGUUAUGCCGCGCGGUGCUGGGUUAACACGGAUUUCGUCCAAGGCAAUUGCCAAGAAAAACCGGCCCAAGACGUUUAUGAUUCCGCCUCCGCCAGUUUGGAAUGUGGAUCCGACUGUUAUGCCUGAUGCUGUUAUGAAGCACAAGCGUACGACAUCGUCGGGUUCGUCCAUUAUGCUUGACCGUCGCAGGUCGUCCAGCAGACUGAGUAUGUUGACCAUGGAUACAGACGUGUUGCCGAUUGAUGGGAAAUCGCAUCAUCGCAGAAAGUCGUCCACAGGGACCCUGGGGACCAUUGUGACAUCUCGACAUAAACGGAAAGAGUCUCAGGGGUCCAUUGGAACGGAGAUUGCACGAACGGAAGAAAGCGAUUUUGAUUCUGAUUCUGAUUCUGAUUCUGAUUCUGAUUUCGAUGAUGAUGAUGAUGAUGAUGAUGAUGAGACCGAUACUGAGACUGAGAGCGAAACUGAGGACAAUCUUGAGGUCAAGGAUGAAAACCAAGAGAUGGAUGGUGUGGAGAAUGAUGCUAAUGGUGAAAAUAAAAUUAGGCUGGUAGUUGUUAACAAGGAUGAAGUGAAGGAUGAAGAUGAAGAAGUUAAUGAGAAUAGAGAAGCUAACAAUGAGGAAGUGCAUUCUGAAGGCGAAUUUCAUCAGGAUGAAGUGGAACAAGUGGAAGGUCAAGAGUUGGGCGAUAGUCUAAAGAAGAAGAAAAAGAAAAAGAAGAGUAAAAAGGCUAGAAAAGCUAGAAAAGCUAGAAGAGCUAGAAAGGCUGCUGCUGCUGCUGCUGCUGCUGCUAUCGCCUCUGAGGCCGAAUCCGCAGUUCCUAAUUCCAAUGAGGAACCAAUUGAAGGGGAAAUUGUUGAUCGUGAAGUUGUUCCUGGUGAAGAAAAUGUGAAAGAUGAGCCAGUUCAAGCUAGCGAAGAACAACAACUACAACAAACUGAAGACUCGGAAGACGCUGAUAAGGUUAUUAAACUUGACGCACUCAAUGUUCCCAAGCAGCGCAAGUCAAAGCGCAUGUCUACAGUGUCUAAAAUCAGUUAUAUCGAUGGAGGUCGGGACGACUGGGACGAUGACUACGAAGAAGAAGAGUAUGAGAGUCAAGGUGAGGAAGAAGGAGAAGAUGUGGAUGAGGACGACGACGAUGAAGGCGAAUAUGAUAAUGGGUUUUGGCAUUAUCUCAAUGACGAGGUGGUUAGUGAUUGUGCUACUUUGCCGAGUGAUGAGGAAUACCAGGAAGAUAUGCUUGAUGAUGAUUCUGAGACUGAGAAGAACAAGACAGAGGCUGAAAGAGAGGCUGAGCGACUUGGUAUGGGCAACAUGAACAUUGAUGAUUUUGCAUUUACGUCAUUCAAUCCCAACUCUGCGGUGACGGACCGUGGGCUUCUUGCCGGCUCGCUUUCGUAUUCUAGUGGAUUAUACCCUGCUGUUGGAGUGCAACCGCGCUCUUUGAUUGAGGAGUUGGAGAUUCGCAAGGCUGAGCGUAAGGCACGGGUGCAAAAAGUGUAUUAUGAUAUCAACACGGGUAAUGCGAUUGCAGCGGACAUGUAUGGCAGACAAGCUCCAGAUCCUGAUCAGUUGAUUCGAUACCCGAACUCUGAGCAUCCGUUGAAUGAGCGGAUGAAUAAGAGUUUGCUUGAGCUACAGCAGAUUGCACAGAAAGAUUACCGAGGAGAACUGCAACACCGACGACGAAUUCAGGAUCUGAAGGAUGCUGAACGACAGGCAUAUGUAUAUGGAGGGUUCAAUGGAUCUAAGGCGAUGUUGAAUCAUAUGGGGUUGCUGCAAGCACCAGCGAGUGAAGAGCCUGAGAAUCCGAAUGAGACUUUGAAGGAGCGGCGAGAGCGGUUAAAGCGGAAGAAGCAGGAGGAGCGGAGAAAGAUGGAGGCAUUAAUGGCAUCGAUUGAGAGUGGAGUGUCGAUGCCUGGAGAGGGAGGUAUUGAAGAUGAUGAGGAGGAACCACCUGGAGAGACACUUGCCGAGAGACGUGCACGGAUCAAGAAGAAGAAGAGGGCGGCACGUGCGGCUUUGGAGAGUAAUGGAGAGCAGCAGUCGUUAUUGGGGACGGAGAGUAUUUUGAGCAGUGCUGCAUAG